This is a messenger RNA of Guyanagaster necrorhizus, 1075 nucleotides long. RefSeq names its product glucosamine-6-phosphate isomerase. Gene Ontology annotation, molecular function: identical protein binding; glucosamine-6-phosphate deaminase activity. Gene Ontology annotation, cellular component: cytoplasm. Gene Ontology annotation, biological process: carbohydrate metabolic process; N-acetylneuraminate catabolic process; N-acetylglucosamine catabolic process. The record is from RefSeq and is a predicted model, not a curated record. Bases 218 to 1075 code for a protein of 285 amino acids. Lineage: Eukaryota; Fungi; Basidiomycota; Agaricomycetes; Agaricales; Physalacriaceae. The transcript has 8 exons.
GUGGUUUUGCUCUGCGCUACGUCUGCAUCUCAGACACGUUGUACAUUGAGGACCAAUUGCUGCCAAUUGUGAUCCGGAGAAAUCACAGGUUCAUGCUUUGCCUCUAUACAGCUUGUACCGGGCUAGAAGCAAUCGCGUUCACGAGGUCUAAUUCGGCCGAGAGAGUAUAUAAUGAAUCACAAAUUCCCCCUCUUCAUCUUACUCACUCACCGUCAUCAUGCGCCUGAUCAUUCGUCAAGACCCCCUUGCUGUCGGCGACUACAUUGCCAAUUACAUUUGCAAACGUAUCAACGAUUUCGCACCUACCCCAGCAAGACCCUUCGUUCUUGGGUUGCCCACUGGGUCUUCCCCAAUUCCCACCUACAAAGCUCUCAUCCAACUCGUCAAAGAUGGAAAACUAUCCUUCAAAAAUGUCGUAACGUUCAAUAUGGACGAAUAUGUUGGUCUCCCGCGCGAUCACUCCGAGUCUUACCACACUUUCAUGUUCCGAGAGUUCUUUUCGCAUGUGGACAUCCCCCCAGUCCAGGUGCACCUCUUGGACGGUAACGCCAUUGACCUUAUCGCUGAAUGCAAAGCGUAUGAAGAAAAAAUCAAAUCAUAUGGAGGGAUAGAACUCUUCUUGGGAGGUAUCGGCGAGGACGGGCACAUAGCCUUCAAUGAACCUGGCUCUUCUCUUGCUUCAAGAACUCGUAUCAAGACUCUUGCAUACGACACCAUUCUCGCUAAUGCGCGUUUCUUCAACAAUGAUAUUGACUCUGUUCCUCGUAUGGCACUGACCGUUGGUGUCGCGACCGUUCUGGACUCGAGAGAGGUUGUGGUUGUAGUCACAGGGCAGAGAAAGGCUCUGGCGUUGAGCAAAGCGAUCGAGGAGGGCGUCAACCAUUUGUGGACUCUCUCUGCUCUUCAGCUCCAUCCUUGGGCACUUAUUGUGGUCGACGAGGACGCCACGGCUGAGCUGCAUGUCAAAACCGUCAAGUAUUUCAAGUCUAUCGAACGUGUACAAGACGAAGUCGAAGAGCAUCAGGCGAGGCUUAAGGUGAAGGGUAUUGUCGAGCAGGUCGGAAGCAUGGAGUAG